AUGCAAGUAUUUAGUGGACAAAGCCUGGAAUUUGAGUUUCUAGGCUUUAAGGGGUUUAUCUCUAGUGCACAAGAAGCCUGUAUUAGCCAUUAUGACACGAUCUCUGUUAUUUGCUUCUCAGAUACGCACAUUACGAAACCUACGGUACCAGAUGGAGACAUCCUUCUACAUGCUGGCGAUCUCUCGCAAUAUGGGUUCUUUGAUGAGAUCCAAGCCCAACUUGAUUGGCUGAACGCCCAAUCCCACAGAUACAACAUCAUCAUUGCCGAAACCCACGAUCUCAUCCCAGACGAGAAAUUCGUAAAAGCGUAUCGAGAUCGCGAAACAGCCAAGCCGAGGAAGUCUCGUACUGAUCUGUAG
Molecule: messenger RNA, 360 nt
Organism: Lachnellula hyalina
Lineage: Eukaryota; Fungi; Ascomycota; Leotiomycetes; Helotiales; Lachnaceae
Product: putative rhamnogalacturonate lyase C
Exons: 3
Coding region: 1-360 (119 amino acids)
Source: RefSeq, a predicted model, not a curated record